AUGUUACCUAGAAACUACUACACCGAUCAUGACCUACGACGUCGUCAAAUCGAUACGUUAAAGAUCUUCAACGAUAAUGUUACUGAGGUUAAGGAAAAUACUGAAUAUAAAGUGGAAUUCAAUGCAAAUUCACGAAUCAUGGUGAUAAAUAUAAAACUAGGAGCGGACUUCCCUAAUGAAAAGCCAGCGAUUUUUGUUCACCCCAUAUUUAAUCAUCCUUGGCUAGCUGAGAAUUCUAACCAAGUCGUGGGUGCUCCUGGUCUCUUAAACUAUACACUACAUUCUGAUUUAGGUAGAGUUGUACAAGCAAUCAUAAGAGAAUUCCAAAGAUCUGUCCCGAGUUUACCAAAUGAAGAUAAGUCUACAGAUGUGAGCCCUCAGUCCCAUAUUCAUGCAAACUCAGCAAUGUUUCCUGAACUGAAUGAUCUAAGUAUAGAAGAGUUACAGGAGGUUUUAGACAAUCCAGACUUGCAGGACAAGUUAUUAGAAAAUAACCCACAGCUAGCGGAAAUCGAUUUGGAGACAGAGGAACUAAUGAACAGCAUUGAGGAGAUAGCGCAAGACAAUCUGGCUAAGCAGCAGAUGCUAGACGAUAUGAAAUCUAAGGUACUAGAUGGUAUAUCUGCUAUAGUUCAAAUGAAGAUGAGCUAUGAAGAGUUACACAAGAAGUACCAGCAGCUCUGCGAGGGUUAUUCACCUCAUCGCAUCAGAGAUUGUCUGAAGGACGCAGCCCUUACCGCAGAUGAAGAUGCUGAAGCAAUUGCUGAACAGUUUUUAUUAGGCAAUAUAUCCGUGGAAACUUUCGUCCUUAAGUUUGCGGAGAAGAGAGCCCUGGGUCAGGCGAGACGAGCUCGCGAGGAGAGACUGGGCCACCAGCUAGCUCAACUUGAUCGCGCCACUACUUAA
Molecule: messenger RNA, 906 nt
Organism: Leptosia nina
Lineage: Eukaryota; Metazoa; Arthropoda; Insecta; Lepidoptera; Pieridae
Source: the annotation of a GenBank genome assembly